AUGUUUAAGAAUAGAAAAACAUAUUUCACAGGUGUUGAGCCAUGGGGUCUAGCCACUGCUGAUUUAAAUAAUGAUAAUUUUAUAGAUAUAGUUAUUACUAAUUAUGGUUCAUCUGCAUUAAAUGUUUUGUUAAAUGAUGGAUAUGGAAACUUUAAUAGACGGGACACAUAUUAUAUCGGUGGAACUCCAAUGUCAGUUGCAUUAGCUGAUUUAAAUAAUGAUACAUUCAUUGAUAUUAUUGCUGCAAAUUGGGGUGACAAAUAUGUUUAUAUUUUCUUAAAUAAACAAAAUGGAAAAUUUCAAACAUAUCAAAGAUUGACCACCGAUUCGUCGUAUGCUACUGCUGUUACAACUGGAGAUUUUAAUCGAGAUGGAAAAAUAGAUAUUGCUGCUGUUACUUAUGACAAUACUUUGAAUGUUUUUUUAAAUCAAUGCUAA
Messenger RNA from Adineta steineri, 438 nucleotides. The record is from the annotation of a GenBank genome assembly. NCBI's taxonomy places the organism in Eukaryota, Metazoa, Rotifera, Eurotatoria, Adinetida, Adinetidae.